AUGGGUGCCCUCAAGUACGUGGAAGAGAUCCAGAAGAAGAAGCAGUCCGACGUGAUUCGCUUCCUGCUGCGUGUCCGUUGCUGGGAGCUCCGUCAACUGAACGCUAUCCACCGUGCUUCCCGCCCCUCUCGCCCCGACAAGGCUCGUCGUCUCGGCUACAAGGCCAAGCAGGGCUAUGUUGUCUACCGUAUCCGUGUGAGACGCGGUGGUCGUAAGAGACCCGCUCCUAAGGGUGCCACCUACGGCAAGCCCACCAACAUGGGUAUCAACCAGCUCAAGUACCAGCGCGCUCUCCGUGCUACCGCUGAGGAGCGUGUUGGCCGUCGCUGCGCCAACCUGCGUGUCCUGAACUCCUACUGGAUCAACCAGGACUCCACCUACAAGUACUUCGAGGUCAUCCUCGUCGACCCCCAGCACAAGGCCAUCCGCCGCGAUGCUCGCAUCAACUGGAUCUGCAACGCGGUCCACAAGCACCGCGAGGCCCGUGGUCUUACCGCCACCGGCAAGAAGUCCCGUGGUAUCAACAAGGGCCACCGCUACAACAACACCCGCUCUGGUCGCCGCCACACCUGGAAGCGCCAGAACACCCAGAGCUACUGGCGUUACCGUUAA
Messenger RNA from Aspergillus vadensis CBS 113365, 612 nucleotides. RefSeq names its product 60S ribosomal protein eL15. NCBI's taxonomy places the organism in Eukaryota, Fungi, Ascomycota, Eurotiomycetes, Eurotiales, Aspergillaceae. The transcript has 4 exons. Gene Ontology annotation, cellular component: ribosome; cytosolic large ribosomal subunit. Bases 1 to 612 code for a protein of 203 amino acids. Gene Ontology annotation, biological process: cytoplasmic translation. Gene Ontology annotation, molecular function: structural constituent of ribosome; RNA binding. The record is from RefSeq and is a predicted model, not a curated record.